AGUCUGUUGUGUAGGCUAGAAUAAAGAGGAAAUCUUCUGAGACAUGUCAUGUGAAAUAUGACUGAGUCUGUAACAUGACACAGAACGUCACAGGCGGAAGGUCAUGGAGCAAUAGAACGGAAGCGAGAGUAAUAGCACAUCCGCCGUUGUGGAAUAGUGUAUUCCAAUCUGGCAUUAGGCAGUUUCCGAGUGAGUGAUAUAUUGUAGCCGAACGUCAAUUAGAUUGGAAACAUAUAGGCUAACAUCAUUGACAUAUAUAAAGACGCAAUCCUCUGCGCUCGAGAAAAGAUUGUAGCGAUCUGACGACUGGAGAAAAACACCGCCUCUACAUACACAGAGAGAUUGGAUAACCCGAGACGAGCCGAGAAAAAAUACCGGAGUGCAGAAGCAGGAGAAACCGUGGACAGUCACAAACCGCAUUCAGUUUCGGCUCCUGGAGGAUGUCUGGAACCACCGUCGAUCAGAGACCCAAAGGACAAGGAAAUAAAGUACAAAACGGAUCAAUGCAUCAGAAGGAUGGAGUAAACGAUGAAGACUUUGAACCUUACCUAAGCAGCCAGACAAAUCAGAAUAACAGCUACCCACCAAUGUCCGACCCCUACAUACCCAGCUACUAUGCUCCCUCCAUCGGCUUCCCUUACUCCCUGGGGGAGGCCCCCUGGUCCACUGCGGGGGAUCCCCCCAUGCCCUACCUGACCACCUAUGGACAGAUGAGCAACGGCGAGCACCACUUUAUCCCCGACGGGGUGUUCAGCCAGCCGGGCGCCCUGGGCAAUACCCCUCCCUUCCUCAGCCAGCACGGCUUCAACUUCUUCCCUGGAAACGCAGACUAUUCCACCUGGGGCACCAGUGUCUCUCAGGGCCAGUCCACACAGAGCAAUGCCUAUAGUAAUAGUUAUGGUUACACCCCUAGUUCCCUGGGGAGAGCUAUAGCUGACGGACAGGCGGGCUUCAGCAGUGACGCCCAGCUCAGUAAGGUCCCGGUGCUGAGCAGCAUCGAGCAGGGCAUGACUGGGUUAAAACUGGACAUGGGCGCCGCCAUCACCAAGACUGUCGGCUCGCCCCUUGGGGGCACGUUGGGCAUGAGUAGCAUGGCGGCCAAUAACAUGCCUCCAUUGGUUAGUUCCUCUGCCCCCAAACCCACGUCCUGGGCGGCCAUCGCCAGGAAGCCGGCCAAGCCCCAGCCCAAGGUCAAGCCCAAAGCCAACAUGGGGAUGGGGGCCCCUGCCAUUCCCCCGCCGCCCAUCAAGCACAACAUGAACAUUGGCACCUGGGACGAUAAGGGCUCCCUCAACAAGCCCCCCUUAGCUCAGGCCAUGAUGCAACCUCAGACCAUGGUGCAGCAGACCCUGAUGGGCCAGCCCCAGCCCCUGCUGCAGAGCCCUCUGCCCCACCAACACCAGCACCAACACCAGCACCAACAUCAGCACCAGCAGCACCACCAACCCUUUCAGCUGCAGUCCCUCCAGUCUCCCCAACACCCCCAGCAGAUGCCCCCAGGCCCCCCUCACCACCACCAACACCCCCACCAGAACUUCUCCCAGCCUGGCCCCCCUCAACCUAUGCAUCAACACCAACAUCCCCAACCCCCACCCCAGAACCGCUGGGUGGCACCCCGGAACAGGGGCACCUUCAACCAAGGAGGGGCGGAAGGCUUUGGGAUGGGUGUUGGUGGGGUCCCCAUCAGUGCCUCUCCCAGCUCCGGGGAGGUGCACCCCGUGUUAGAGAAACUGCGGGCCCUCAACAACUACAACCCCAAAGACUUUGACUGGAACCUGAAGAACGGCCGUGUGUUCAUCAUAAAGAGCUACUCUGAGGACGACAUCCACCGCUCCAUCAAGUACUCCAUCUGGUGCAGCACCGAGCACGGCAACAAGCGCCUGGACGGCGCCUACCGUUCGCUGGGGGCCAAGGGGCCCCUCUACCUGUUAUUCAGUGUCAACGGCAGCGGUCAUUUCUGCGGCGUGGCAGAGAUGCGCUCGCCCGUGGAUUACAACGCCUACGCAGGCGUCUGGUCUCAGGACAAGUGGAAGGGCAAGUUUGAGGUGAAGUGGGCGUUUGUGAAGGACGUGCCCAACAGCCAGCUGAGGCACAUCAGACUGGAGAACAAUGACAACAAGCCCGUCACCAACUCCAGGGACACUCAGGAGGUGCCUCUGGAAAAGGCCAAGCAAGUGCUUAAAAUGAUUGCCACUUUCAAGCAUACCACCUCAAUCUUUGAUGACUUUGCACAUUACGAGAAGCGCCAGGAGGAAGAAGAGGCCCUGCGGAGGGAGCGGAAUAGAAAUCAACAGUAACUUUAAAGAGAACUCCUUGCUAGAGGUACAACACUAACGACGUAGGACCUUAAAUAAUUAGCCUAACUACGCAGAAGAAAGGGUCCUGCCAUCUUUUCUGCUGAAGACUACAACAACAAAGAGGCCAUAUCUCACGACGUGAACACCACGAUGGACUCACCUGUAUCAGUUCUCUGGUGCAUCAAUCUACCCUAGUGUUCCUGUCUCUGAACAAAAAUAAAGAACAUUACUCACUUUAAACUCUCUCUUUAAGCACUUUCAGUCCACCUAAAGCAGCCUCUACCAAUACCCUUUACUCUCUAAUAACUCUUAUAUCUCACUUAUAUCUCUCUUUCUGGACUUCUGUUUGUAAUAACUGACUAACCAGUGUAGUUAGUUUUUCUGAGGAUUUUACCAGACUUGUAGUUUUUUGUUUCGUUUUUUUUAUGCCUCCAAAAUAUUGGGGGAAGAAAAUGUGUUCUCCCCUUCCCCUCGAUGAACGUUAGCGCCUUCAGAAGAGAUGAAAAGAUAUUACAUGUAUAACAAAAUAUUUUACUUGAAUCUACACUCAGCUUGUGAUUGAUUGACAGGUGAGGGGAACGACAGGAAACGGCCAUAAUCAUGCCAAUCAUUAGAUGGACCCCCCUUAUUCCUGCCCCUUUGUUUCUGCAUCUUUUUCUGUGUACCAAAAGAUGAGGUGGAUGAUGUAGUGAGCUGGGUGAAUGCCAGUUAAUGCACAUGUUAGUUUUUUCUCUCGUGAUUAUCAUGUCAUUCUGAAGUCCAUUUGUCUGAGGAGAAAUCUGCUCCACGGUAACGGUUUCCUUGGUAGCUGUCAGUAUCUUCAGGCUAAAGCUGGGGCCUGUUCAGGAGGUUGCAAUGUUACACAACAUUCAGAUAGAAAAUGUGUCCAAUAGAUCUGAUUCUCUGUCAUGUAGAUGAGAACAGGAAAUAGUUUUAGCUUUAAACAUGAUGUUUCUAUCAGCAGUGUUGUGCAACGUUUUACCUGACUGAACAGGCUUCAGGCUCUCUGUCUCUGAAGAACUCUGGAACGCUUUUGGGAUGACCCUCCCUGGUUUUCCUAGGUCCAGGUAUAAGUUACCGUUAACCACAGAUCUGGGACCAGAUGCUCUACCCCAUCUCCUAACCUAAACCAUUAGGGGGAUGACAAUAUAUCUGGUACUGGAUCAGUGGUUAGGAGUGAUUUUUGCCUACUGCCGAUUGCUGCUUGGUUACAGAGGGGUAUCCCAAAAGCUGAACAUCACCAAGGAAGUGAGCGUUUCUCCUCAAGAUGAUUCACUAGUGAAAAAUAAACAUUACCCAUGUUUAGCAUAACAAAUGCUUCUGAGAUGUGUCUUCUUGCGGUCUGUUGUGUGUAUGUGAUAGUAUCGAUGUGUGAGCAAUAACCCUGUCAUCCAUUUUCUGUUUCUGCACUUGGAUGAUCCUAAAUAUUACAGAUGUUUUACUGGCACCAAGGCUUUUUAUUUUAUUUAACUAGGCAAAUCAGUUAAGAACAAAUUCUUAUUUUCAAUGACGGCCUAGGAACAGUGGGUUAACUGCCUUGUUCAGGGGCGGAACAACAGAUUUGUGCUUUGUCAGCUCGGCGAUUCGAUCUUGCAAUCUCUCGGUUCCUAGUCCAACACUCUAACCACUAGGCUCCGCUGCCGCCCCACUCCUCCAUCAAGACUGAUACUGUAGGGCAGGCAUCAUCAGCUAGAUUCAACCGCGGGACAAUUAUUUUUUUGAGCAGAUGGUGGGCUGGAACAUAAUUACAAAUAAUUUGUAGACUGCAAAUUGAUGGCAAGAAGCCCAAACAGAUAUAAUAUUUGACUUAAACAUAAUCAUUUUAAACCUUUGUAUACAUUCACGUCUCUAUUAUGCAUGGGAAUACUUGGGAACAUAUUUCCUAAAUUAAAAUCACUUUUAGCUGAUUUCCUGGUGAUUUAUGUAUUUUAUGUCCAACAAUGAAAAUAAAGUAUAUGUAAUGUAUCAUUGUUGUAAUAUGUACAGUGCCAGUCAAAAGUUUAAACACACCUACUCAUUCAAGGGUUUUUCUUUAUUUUUACUAUUUUCUACAUUGUAGAAUAAUAGUGAAGACAUCAAUACUACGAAAUAACACAUAUGGAAUCAUGUUGUAACCAGAAGUGUUAAAUCAAAAUAUAUUUAAUAUUUGAGAUUUUUCAAUGUAGCCACCCUUUGUCACCUGGAAUGCAUUUCAAUUAACAGGUGUGCCUCGUUAAUUUGUGGAAUUUCUUUCCUUCUUAAUGCGUUUGUGGUGGUAAACAAAAGAUAGCCCUAUUUGGUAAAACACCAAGUCCAUAUUAUGGCAAACGGCUCAAAUAAGCAAAGAGAAUUGACAGUCCAUCAUUACUUUAAGACAUCAGUCAAUCUAUUCGAAAAACUAUCAAGCGCUUUGAUGAAACUGGCUCUCAUGAGCACCACCACAGGAAAGGAAGACCCAGAGUUACCUCUACUGCAGAGGAUAAGUUCAUUAGAGUGUUUUUGGGUUGCUACUUGAUUCCGUAUGUUAGUUUUGAUGUCUUCACUAGCACCCUCUUUGGGUCAUUGUCCUGGUGGCUACUUUGAAGAAUCUCAAAUAUAAAAUCUAUUUUAAUUUGUUUAACACUUUCUGGUUACUACAUGAUCCCAUAUGUGUUAUUUCGUAGUUUUGAUGUCUUCACUAUUAACCUACAAUGUAGAAAAAAAGUUUUAAAAAACGUAAAAACCCUUGAAUGAGAAGGUGUGUCCAAACUUUUGACUGGUACUGUACAUAUACAUUACCGUUCAAAAUUUUUGGGUCACUUAGAAAUUUCCUUGUUUUUGAAAGAAAGCAUUUUUUGUCCAUUAAUUAAAUACAGUGUACACAUUGUUAAUGUUGUAAAUGACUACUGUAGCUGGAAACGGCAGAUUAUUUAAUGGAAUAUCUACACAGGCGUACAGAGGCCCAUUAUCAGCAACCAUCACUCCUGUGUUCCAAUGGCACAUAGUGUUGGCUAAUCCAAGUUUAUCAUUUUAAAAGGCUAAUUCAUCAUUAGAAAACCCUUUUGCAAUUAUGUUAUUACAGCUGAAAACUUUUGUGCUAAUUAAAGAAGCAAUAAAACUGGCCUUUAGACUA
Molecule: messenger RNA, 5388 nt
Organism: Salvelinus fontinalis (brook trout)
Lineage: Eukaryota; Metazoa; Chordata; Actinopteri; Salmoniformes; Salmonidae
Product: YTH domain-containing family protein 3-like
Exons: 5
Coding region: 441-2297 (618 amino acids)
Biological process (GO): mRNA destabilization
Cellular component (GO): cytoplasm
Molecular function (GO): N6-methyladenosine-containing RNA reader activity; mRNA binding
Source: RefSeq, a predicted model, not a curated record